AUGCCCCCAAUGAGCCUUCACUACCCACCCCCUCCACCGCGCGACGGGCUGACAGAACGCGAGCAGGGCCAGGUGGCCCAGCUGUUCAUGAACAACGACAUCCCCUAUGUCUACUUGCUGGCCCCCAGCAUCGAUUCCAGGGACCCUGACUACAACACAAGCAGCUGGGUCAUCCCGGACAACCACUUCAACCGCGCCGUCCAGCUCCUCAAGCAGAAAUUCAAAUUGCCCUCCUGCAAACUCCGGCGGGAUUGUGCCGUCCGCGACAAGCAGUUCCUGCGCCCACUCGCCGACUACCACUUCCACUCUACCAAGUACCCCACCGUCGACCAAAUGGACGCCCUGCCAAUCUCCACCUCGCUCGACCUAUACAAGAAGUCGUCGCUGCUGUGGAUGUACCCGGAUCCGCCCAUCGGUGCGGUCGUCGCGCGCGACUCCUACUACAUGGCGCGGAGAUUCCCCAAGCCGGGGCUGCGCAGCUACCUGCCCCUGGCCGAGAAGCUGCCCGUCACGGUCCUGACCUUCCCCAAGUACGUCGAGGCCUUCAUCAUGCUGGCCUGCCGCGACUCCGCCGGGUACUGGUCGUUCAAAUUCUGGAUCGACUUCUUGUUGUUCCUCCGCCGGUACGAGCAAGGCUCCCGCCAGCGCGACCCCUCGCUCGCCCAAUACGCCGACAACCAGUACCCGCUCUGGCGCAUGGAGAUGAUCGCCGAGCCCUACCGCGAGUACUACAAGCGGCUCGUCUACUACGACCAUGACCGCGUCGAGGAUGACGACUGCGGCACCCAGAACCUGCGCAUGCUGCACAGCACCCUCUGCGACCUGGAGAUGAUGACCGAGGGCGACGGCCACUUGUUGUGGUGCUGCUGGGGCAGGCGGCCCCGUGGGCUCAGACGGAUACCUCGGGCGCGGUGGAAGACGGUGCGCAGUGGGGACCUCGUACGUCCCCAACUUGAUCUGCAGAGACUGGGAACAGACCAUCAGUGUGUGCAUAAGCUGAUGGCGCUGGGGCCGGGGUAUCCUCUCGGUAGCCAUUCGAGGUGUUCUGCGUCUUCGGAGCGGAGUAGCGGAGGUUAAUCUGUUGCAAAUCA
Aspergillus saccharolyticus JOP 1030-1 is the source of this 1091-nucleotide messenger RNA. RefSeq lists its product as uncharacterized. Lineage: Eukaryota; Fungi; Ascomycota; Eurotiomycetes; Eurotiales; Aspergillaceae. The transcript has a single exon. The coding region runs from base 1 to 1077 and encodes 358 amino acids. The record is from RefSeq and is a predicted model, not a curated record.